Molecule: messenger RNA, 1788 nt
Organism: Rhodamnia argentea
Lineage: Eukaryota; Viridiplantae; Streptophyta; Magnoliopsida; Myrtales; Myrtaceae
Product: GDP-fucose transporter 1
Exons: 1
Coding region: 474-1520 (348 amino acids)
Cellular component (GO): Golgi apparatus
Molecular function (GO): GDP-fucose transmembrane transporter activity; antiporter activity
Source: RefSeq, a predicted model, not a curated record
CCGUCUUGUCUUGCUCCACGACGGUUCCGUUCGAUCUCAGGCUCCGAUCUCCUCCAAGAUCUCUCUCCACUACCCACCCAGGUUCUCGCUUUCUCAAUCUCUCAUUCAUGGCUGUUCUUUGAUUCCGUUCUUGUUGCUGAAUUUGAAUCUGGGUGUCCCCGGCGGCGAGAGUCAGUUUUCUUCCGACGCAGUAGAUUGCGGCUCUGUCUCACUGAUCUCACGUUCCAAAUCCGGUAAGGCGAGUCAUUUUCCCACUCGAUUACAUCCCGGAAACCGACCCACAUCGCUUUCUUGAGCACCCGCGCGUCAGGUACUUGUUGGAAGUCCCAAAUCAGAAUCCUUUUUAGGCGCAUAUGACCGGAAGUCUAUCCUUGCUUGCCAAAAUCUCCCUCUUUUGGAGCCACUUGAAUUGAGCGAAGAUCCGCAAGUUCUAGCUUUGGUGCUCGAUUAGGAGCUGCGUUUGGCAAUAUACGAUGUCUUCUAUUCGAUUAGAUUCCCAGAAGCCAUACUUCGCCACGAGCGGCCUCGUGGUGGGUUACGCUCUUUCCUCGAGUUUGCUCGCCGUGAUAAACAAGUACGCCAUCACCAAGUUCAACUACCCUGGCCUCUUGACUGCACUGCAGUACUUGACUUCUGCUUUGGGCGUUUGGGUGUUGGGGAAACUUGGAUUUCUGCACCACGAUCCGUUUGUUGUUGAAACUGCCAAGAAGUUCUUGCCUGCUGCUCUCGUGUUCUAUCUGGCGAUAUUCACGAACACGAACCUCUUGCGCCAUGCCAAUGUGGACACAUUUAUUGUUUUCCGUUCCUUGACGCCCCUUCUGGUUGCUUUGGCCGAUACUGCAUUCAGGAAACAACCAUGCCCAUCGAAAUUAACAUUUGCAGCGCUAGUCAUUAUCCUAGGUGGUGCUUUUGGGUACGUGGCUACUGACUCGGCUUUCACAUUGACUGCGUAUUCUUGGGCAUUUGCUUAUCUGAUUACCAUCACGACUGAGAUGGUGUACAUAAAGCACAUGGUCAUGAAUCUUGGAUUGAACACUUGGGGUUUUGUGUUGUACAACAAUUUGCUAUCGUUGAUGAUGGCUCCAAUCUUCUGGCUUAUCACAGGAGAGUACGGUGACGUUUUCGCUGCUUUGGGAGCCAAUGCAGGGAACUGGUUUGAAUUGGAUGCAUUCUUUGCUGUCUCUUUGUCAUGUGUAUUUGGUUUGCUUAUCAGCUUCUUUGGUUUUGCCGCAAGAAAGGCAAUCUCCGCAACAGCAUUUACUGUGACUGGGGUUGUGAACAAGUUUCUUACAGUUGUCAUCAAUGUGCUGAUCUGGGAGAAACAUGCGAGUCCAUUUGGUCUAGUUUGUCUCUGCAUUACUAUUGCUGGAGGAGUCAUGUAUCAGCAGUCAGUCACUGGAACAAGCAACACUACAGCUCAGCGUGAGUCUACUAUGCCUAAGCAGGUCGACAGUGAGAAUGAAAGUGAAGAUUUUGUAGAGGAUAGGCAGGGAAGGGUGACUGGUAAACUUGCUCUAUGAAUUACAUUGUAUUGCCUCUUCGAUUGUUCUAGAUGGUGAAUAGAACAGUUGAUGCGCCAUCUUUAGCAUAAAGCUAUUCGAGAUUUGAGGCCUUUAGUUCGUGAAAUGUUUUGCCUAUUAUUGCGAUACUAUUAUCUUUUAGAGGAUAUGGAUGUUCGUUUGAAUUAUGCUAGACGUAUUGUUUAAGCUGGCAAUGUGGCUAUUCUACUAGUUUGUCGUUUGGUGAGAGUCUAAGUUUAACUAGACUGAAGGUUUAUAUCUUUCGACA